Molecule: messenger RNA, 2595 nt
Organism: Sturnus vulgaris (Common starling)
Lineage: Eukaryota; Metazoa; Chordata; Aves; Passeriformes; Sturnidae
Source: RefSeq, a predicted model, not a curated record
AUGGGCUUCAGCACCGGGCUCGGGACGGGCGCGGGGAUGAGCCCCGGCCCCGCGGGGUGCGGGCGCUGCUCCCAGCCCGGCCCGCGGCCCUUCUGCUGCCCGCAGUGCGGGAAGGCCUUCGGGAAGAAGGCGCACCUGACGCGGCACCUGCGGGUGCACACGGGCGAGCGGCCCUUCCCGUGCCCGCACUGCGGCCGCCGCUUCCGCCAGCGCAUCCACCUGCGCUCGCACCUGCGCACGCACACGGGCGAGCGGCCCUACCCCUGCCCGCGCUGCGCCCGCCGCUUCCGCAAGAAAACGCACCUGGACCGGCACCUGCGCACGCACACCGGGGAGCGCCCGCACCCCUGCCCGCGCUGCGCCCGCCGCUUCGCGCACCGCCAGCACCUCCUGCGCCACCUGCGCCUGCACGGGGACCCGCCCCCGGGGCACGGGCAGCGCUGUGGGGACGGCGACGGGCACGGGGACCCGGCCCCGGGGCACGGACACCGCCACGGGGACAGUGACAAGCACAGGGAUGGCACCGCCGAGGAGAAGCCGCUGCCCUGCCCGGGCUGUGAGAUGAACCUCAGCUGGAAGCAGAACCCGGGGCUGCACACGGGAGCGGACCCCCAGCACCCAGCACGGGCCGAGCGCCCCUUCCUGCAGGACCCCCAGCUGCUCUCACAGGUGCCCAGUGCCAACUGCAGCCACGGCCGUGCCCAGGACCCCCAGCACCUCCUGCAGCCCCCACAAGUGCCCGGUGCCCAGGACCACCUGCCACAGGUGCCCGGUGCCAAAUGUGGCCAUGGCUGUGCCCAGGACCCCGCACAGCCGCCACAGGUGCCUCCUUCCCAGCGCCCCUUUACCUGCCCACAAUGCGGGCGUGGCUUUGGGCGCAAGGCUCACCUGGCGCGGCACCUGCUGGUGCACUCGGGCACCCGGCCCCACGCCUGUGCCCGCUGCGGCCGCCGCUUCAGCUCCAAGACAAACCUGGGCCGGCACCAGGCCGUGCACACGGGGCUGCGACCCCACCGCUGCACCCGCUGCGGCCGUGGCUUCACCCGCAAAACUCACCUGGAGCGCCACGAGCGCACCCACGGCACCGGCCCCGGCCCCUUCCGCUGCGCCCAGUGCGGGAAGGGCUUCCGGCAGAAGCAGAGCCUGGUGACGCACGAGCGCAUCCACACCGGGGAGAAGCCGUUCCGCUGCGGGGACUGCGGGAAGAGCUUCAGCCAGCGGCCCAACCUGCUGACGCACCGGCGGGUGCACACGGGCGAGCGGCCCUUCCCCUGCGCCCAGUGCGGCAAGAGCUUCUCGCAGAAGGCCAACCUGCUGGCGCACCAGCGCAUCCACGGCGACGCGCCCUUCGUGUGCCCCGAGUGCGGGAAGAGCUUCCGGCAGAAGCCCAACCUCAUCACGCACCGGCGCAUCCACACGGGCGAGCGGCCCUUCUCCUGCUUCCUGUGCGGCCGCAGCUUCAACCAGAAAACCAACCUGGUGACGCACUACCGGGUGCACACAGGUGAGCGGCCCUUCGCCUGCGCCCAGUGCGGCAAGCGCUUCACCCAGAAAACCAACCUGGUCACGCACCAGAGCACCCACACCGGGCGCGGCCCCUUCCGCUGCGACACCUGCGGCAAGCGCUUCAGCCUCAAAACCAACCUGGCCACCCACCAGCGCAUCCACACAGGUGAGCGGCCCUUCACCUGCGGCGUCUGCGGCCGCCGCUUCAACCAGAAGGGCAACCUGGUGACGCACUACCGGGUGCACACGGGCGAGCGCCCCUUCGCCUGCGCCCAGUGCGGGAAGCGCUUCGCGCAGAAGCCCAACCUGCUGGCACACCAGAAGACGCACCUGGGCCGCCAGCCCUUCACCUGCCUCGAGUGCCCCAAGCGCUUCAAGAGCAAACUGUCCCUGCGGGUGCACCAGCGGGUGCACACCGGCGAGCGGCCCCACACCUGCGCCGAGUGCGGGAAGCGCUUCCGGCAGAAGGUGAACCUGGCCGUGCACCUGCGGACGCACACCGGGGAGCGGCCGUUCCGCUGCGCCGACUGCGGCAAGGGCUUCAGCCAGAAGGCUCACCUGCUGCGGCACCGCCGCACCCACGGCCCGGACCGGCCGUACCUGUGCGGCACCUGCGGCAAAUCCUUCCGGCACCGGCGCAGCCUCCUGGCGCACAAGAAGCUGCGGGGAGGGGCCCGGGCCCGGCACGGCUGCGCCAAGUGCGGCCGCACCUUCUGCCUGCGGGGGGACCUGCUGCGACACCGCGACACGCACCGGGCGCGGCCCGGGGGCCACGGGCGCUGCGCGGAGCCGGGCGAGGAGCAGCCCUUCGUGUGCGAGCGCUGCGGGCAGAGCUUCAGCUGGAGGGAGAGCCUGGAGCUGCACCUGAGGAGACACCGCGACCCCGAGCGCGCCCACCCGUGCCCCGAGUGCGGGCGCGUGUUCCCGCACCCCCGGUACCUGUGGCUGCACCGCCGCAAGCACUCGGGCCAGCGGCCCUUCCCCUGCGCCCGCUGCGGCCGCGCCUUCGCCUCGCAGGCCAACCUGAGCACGCACCGCAGGACACGGCGGCACUGCCGGCCCCGCUGCCAGUUGUUCUCUUCUGCUUAG